AUGGCUCCACUUCCAAUUCCAAACCCUCCGUCUGCAACGGCAUCUACAUCAUCGUCUCCACCAAAGACUCUAUGGAUGGGUGAUUUGGAUCCGUGGUCUGAUGAAGAGGCCAUCGUCAACCUAUGGGAAUCUUUGGGAAAACGUGUCCUUGUGAAGCUCAUCAAGGCUAAGAGAGGAACACCAGCUGCUAAUUUGAACACCGGACACGCCGGUUACUGCUUUGUUGAAUUUGAAUCGUAUGACGAUGCUAAAUCUGUAUUGGCCUUGAAUGGAUCGCAAAUACCAAAUACAAACAGAUUGUUUAGGCUUAACUGGGCUUCCGGUGCCACAUUGACCUCUCCAAUCCCUCAAUCACCGGAAUAUUCGCUCUUUGUCGGUGAUUUAUCACCAUCCACGACUGAAGCGCACCUUCUUGCACUUUUCCAGACCCACUUCAAAUCUGUCAAGACUGUGCGUGUGAUGACAGACCCAAUAACUGGUACUUCAAGAUGCUUCGGCUUUGUUCGUUUCAGCGAUGAAGAAGAACGUAGACGUGCUUUAACAGAAAUGUCUGGUGUCUGGUGUGCUGGAAGACCAUUGAGAGUGGCGUUGGCUACACCAAGGGCACAACCAGCUGCUCAUACGGUUUUGCAAAAUGGAACUGCGAUCCCAGGUUCUUUCCAAGGAGCUCAACAGUUUUCACAAUUCCCAGGACAACAACCACCGCAACAGACUAACGAUAUCAUGAUGAUGCAGUACCAACAAGUCCCUCCCCCAUCAAUGGUGUACUAUCCUCAGGAUACUUCUUCACAACAGGUGCAUAUUCAGCAACAGAAUCAAUCUCAAGCUCAACCACCAAUACCACAACAGCAGGUUGGUCCUAUGAACGCUGGAAUCCAAGCAGUUCCAUACGCUGACCCAAACAAUACAACAGUAUUCGUUGGUGGAUUGGCUGCUGGUGUCACUGAACAGACUUUGGCUGCACUUUUUCAGCCUUUUGGUAACAUCAUACAUAUUAAGAUUCCCCAAAACAAGGGCUGUGGAUUUAUCCGUUUUGAGAACCGUGAGGAUGCUGUCAAUGCCAUCAAUGCCAUGCAAGGAUUCUCCAUUGGAGGUUCACGCAUUCGUUUGAGUUGGGGAAGACAACAGAACCAACAGAGAAUGCAAAUGGCUGCAAUGGCUGCUGUAAUGCAAGGUGGGGCUCCACCACCGCAGUUAGCAAUGGCUCAGGGGGCUCAUCAGCAACAAUUGGCAUCGAACAUGAUAAAUUCUACUGGCAGCAACUUCGCCACCACCAACAACUAG
Williopsis jadinii is the source of this 1284-nucleotide messenger RNA. RefSeq names its product Ngr1p (gene NGR1). The transcript is spliced from 2 exons. The record is from RefSeq and is a predicted model, not a curated record. Gene Ontology annotation, molecular function: mRNA binding. Lineage: Eukaryota; Fungi; Ascomycota; Saccharomycetes; Phaffomycetales; Wickerhamomycetaceae. Bases 1 to 1284 code for a protein of 427 amino acids. Gene Ontology annotation, cellular component: cytosol.